AUGGCCAGCCAAGAAACCAGCGACCUGUUGGCGCGUCUCAAAGCCGCAGCCUUCCCCGGCGUCGACGCGAGCGCACUUCCCAUCAAAUUUGAGCUGCCAGCAUCGAUCGUGGGACCUCAGACGUACGACCAGAUCAAACAGGACAUAGAGCGCGAACACCUCUUCCCCAGCAACACCUUCUCAACCGAAUGGUUGAACAAAUGUCAGGAACUGUUCGACCGCGACCAAGAGUUCACCACCCUUCUCGCAAUGGACCCUUCACCUGCCGAAGCAACACUCGCACUCGAGCCUCACAACGUCUAUGGGCAACGUGGAAGUUAUUAUGAAAAGAACUUGCGCUCCACCCAUCUCAUCGGAUCCAGCACUGUCGCCUCGACUUCUAUCAUGACCGCCAAAAACUCGACCAGCUUCUCGCGCGCGCCUGGAAAACGGACAGAUUUCGUUCGCGGCAAAGCUGGUUACUUCCCCUUCACGCCCGGCGGAUUGGACGCUCAGGAGAUCCAGGGUGCAAGCAUCUUGGAGGCAGAGAGGGAUGCGCUUGGAAUGGAUGAUAUCGAUAUCGCAAGGACCAUCGUCGAAGGCCUGUCGCUGGAUUCGGAGGAAAUCCUGACCAUUCCUCCUGGCUUCAGUCGAGGUCUCUUUUCCGAUCAGGAAACGACUGUCGCAGGAUCCGACAAGGGUGGUUUGUUCAACAUUGCCGAUCUCCUCUCGGGACAGACUGUGGAGGAGGAUGCUGAUUUCGAAGCCCUUUUGGAUCCUGUGACCCGGUCAGAGGCAGAAGAAUCGACAGAAACGGAAUCAACAGAGACUACAGCGGCGCCAGUUACGGAUGCAGACGCCGAGACGCCCGACGAAGUCGAUGCCAUUCUUGACAGUGUUAUUCCCAUCGCAGUACCCAAACGAACUAUCACAGCAGCGCAGGCUAAGGGGCGCGAAUGGGCUCAUGUUGUCGACGUCAACGCUCCCUUCGACGACUUUUACACCCACGUGCCAGAAAUGGCACACGACUUUCCCUUCGAGCUCGACACUUUCCAGAAGCGGGCUGUCUACCAUCUGGAGAAGGGCGAGUGUGUGUUUGUGGCCGCCCAUACGAGUGCCGGAAAGACGGUGGUAGCCGAGUAUGCGAUUGCGUUGGCAGCCAAGCACAUGACCAAGGCCAUCUACACCUCACCCAUCAAGGCGCUUUCGAACCAAAAGUUCCGUGACUUCAAGGGUACUUUCGAGGAGGUCGGUAUCUUGACAGGAGAUGUUCAAAUCAACCCCGAGGCGUCCUGUCUAAUCAUGACGACCGAGAUUCUCAGGAGUAUGCUCUACCGUGGUGCCGACUUGAUCCGCGACGUCGAAUUUGUCAUCUUUGACGAGGUCCACUAUGUCAACGAUCUUGAGCGUGGAGUCGUAUGGGAGGAGGUCAUCAUCAUGUUGCCCGCUCACGUCACAUUGAUUCUCUUGUCGGCAACAGUUCCCAACACCAAGGAGUUUGCCGACUGGGUUGGACGCACCAAGAAGAAGGAUAUCUAUGUCAUCAGUACGCCCAAGCGUCCUGUUCCUCUGGAGCACCAUCUUUUUGCAGGCCGCGAAGUCCACAAGAUUGUCGAUGCCAGGCAGACAUGGCUACCUCUCGGCUACAAGAGUGCGACCGAUGCGUUGGCCAAGAAGGAAGUCGAUCUCAAGGCCUCGCAGAGAGGAGGUCGUGGCGGAAGUCGUGGCGGAGGACGUGGGGGUGGAGGUGGAGGACGCGGCGGUGGAAACUUUGGAGGUGGAGGUGGAUGGAGGAGCAAUACAAUGGACAAGAACCUGUUCACGCACCUGGUUUCCUACCUCAACAAGAAGGAGCUAUUGCCAGUGGUUGUCUUUACGUUCUCGAAGAAGAAGUGCGAGGAGAACGCUACUAGUCUGUCGAGCACGGAUCUGAUGACUUCGUCUCAGAAGAGUGAGGUUCACGUCUUUUUCGAAAAGUCACUUGUCCGACUCCACGGCACUGACCGCGAGCUGCCUCAGAUCCAGAGAAUGCGGGAUCUGCUCAGCAGAGGUAUAGCCGUCCAUCACUCUGGUCUUUUGCCCAUCAUCAAAGAGAUGGUUGAAAUCCUGUUUGCGCGUGGACUGGUCAAAGUCUUGUUCGCCACAGAGACCUUUGCAAUGGGUGUGAACAUGCCAGCUCGUACAGUUGUCUUCUCCGGUAUUCGCAAGCACGAUGGACACAGCUUCCGCAACCUCCUCCCAGGCGAAUACACCCAGAUGUCUGGACGUGCAGGACGUCGUGGACUGGACUCUACAGGACUGGUUAUCAUUGCCUGCAACGGCGAUUCUCCUCCAGAGGUGACCGAGUUGCAGGAGAUGCUGUUGGGCAAGGCUACAAAGCUACAGUCUCAGUUCCGUCUGACCUACAACAUGAUUCUGAACUUGCUUCGUGUCGAGGCAUUGCGCGUUGAGGAGAUGAUCAAGCGCAGUUUCUCUGAGAAUUCUGCCCAAAAGACCAUGCCCGAGAAGGAGAAGCUCUUUGCAGAGAGCGCAAAGUCAAUGGAGAGUAUGAAGAAGCUGGACUGCUUCAUUUGCAACAAGGAUAUUGAAGAGUUCUACAACAGCUCGUCCAAGAUGAUUUCGAUCAAUCACCAGCUCAUGGACAAAAUUGUCAGGCAGACGUUUGGUAUCAAGGCGCUGGGCACUGGUCGCAUCGUCAUCCUGAACAGCACUUUCCAUAGAAAUACCCCGGCGGUUAUUCUCAAGACGGUGGCGGAAGCAGACAUGGUGGCCAAGCAGGCCAAGUCGUUCUGGUGCUGUAUCCUGACCGAAGUCGCCCCCAAGGAGGGUACGUAUCUCGCCAACUAUUCUGACGCCUCUGCUCUGGACAAGGAGGUCUUGAUCCCCAUCACGCGACUCAAGACAUUCAACCACCAACAGACCAGUCAAGUCGUUGAAGCUGUGACAUACCACGAUAUCUUUACCAUCACAGAUACCGCCCUCCCCGGAAUCAAUGCUGAGGCAAUCAUCAGGAAAGAUAUGCAGGCUUUGGCCAAGGUCCGUCGGGAACUGUACCAGUAUGCUGAAGAGAUUGAUGAACGCCAUGCUGGACUGGUCAACGAGUUCAAUUGGAGCAAGAUCAAGGAUUUGGAGUUCAGAGAGAACUUGGCCCAGAAGGAGGUUCUAUUCAAGAAGAUCCUUGCGUGCCAGUGUAACAAGUGUCCUGAUCUCAAGCCUCACUAUGCGAUGAUUCACAAGGAGAGAGAGCUUCAUGGAAAGCUGGAAGAACUGCAACGGACCAUCUCCGACCAAAAUCUCGAACUCCUCCCCGACUACCACCAACGCGUGACCAUCCUCAAAGAGCUCAACUACCUCGAUCCCGAAAACUCUACCGUCCAACUCAAGGGCCGCGUCGCUUGUGAGAUUAACACUGCCGACGAACUCAUCCUCACUGAAUUGAUCCUCGACAAUAUGCUUUCGGAAUUCGAACCGGAGGAGAUUGUUGCGCUCCUAUCGUGUUUUGUCUGCCAGGAGAAGAAUGCUUCUGAACCGGUGCUCACUCCACAGUUGACAAAGGGCAAGGAGAUGAUUCUGGGUAUUGAGUUGAAGAUGGCCGAGGUGCAGAAGAAGGCUGGUCUCGAGUCUGCGACAGCUCCUGGUACUUCUGCGUUGAAGUUUGGGUUGACGGAGGUUGUUUACGAGUGGGCCAGGGGAAUGAGUUUCAAGCAGAUCACUGAACUUACUGACGUCCAAGAAGGUUCGAUUGUCAGGACAAUCCACAGACUGGAUGAGACGUGCAGUGAGGUCAGGAACGCGGCUAGAAUGAUUGGUGAUGCUGCUCUUUAUACAAAGAUGGAGCUGGCCGGUCAAGCCAUCAAACGCGACAUUGUCUUUGCCGCUAGUUUGUACUAUUAA
Molecule: messenger RNA, 3873 nt
Organism: Linnemannia hyalina
Lineage: Eukaryota; Fungi; Mortierellomycota; Mortierellomycetes; Mortierellales; Mortierellaceae
Source: the annotation of a GenBank genome assembly